GGUUGAACUCAUUCAACAAGAAGAGUCUAAUUAAUGUAUCCUCGUUUUCUCUUUCUCUACGCUUUAAGCUUCGGUAUUUUUUCAGCAGAUAGGUUAUGCGUAACAAGAGCUCGAAGAUCGUCAAUGGCAAGCACAACAGAAAUGGUGAACCUAUCGUUCCAAGAGAAUCAUGUGGUGGUGAAUAACGGUAUUGUCCAAAUCACUCUUUCAAAUCCGGAAGGACAUCUUACGGGCAUAGAGUACAAAGGAAUCGACAAUUUACUUGAAAUAAUAAAUGAUGAACCUAAUCGAGGUUAUUGGGAUGUUGUAUGGAGUCCUCCGGGAAGUGCCGGAACCAAAGGUACUUUGGAAAGGCUUGCAGGAACAAGUUGUGAAGUUGUAGUAGAAACUGAAGAUCAGGUGGAACUCUCAUUUUCGAGAACAUGGGAUUCUUAUGAUGAGGGAAAGUUAGUCCCUCUCAAAAUCGACAAAAGGUAUAUUUUGCUUCGUGGAUCAUCAGGCUUUUAUACCUACGCAAUUUACCAACAUUUAGAAGAAUGGCCAAGUUUCAAUCUUGAUAAUACCAGAAUUGCUUUUAAGCUGAGGAAAGACAAGUUUCAUUAUAUGGCCAUGUCUGACGACCGGCAGAGGAAUAUGCCUUUGCCAGAUGAUCGGUUGCCUGGAAGAGGUGAAGAAUUAGCCUAUCCAGAGGCAGUUCUCCUUGUUGAUCCUGUGGAGCCUAACUUCAAAGGACAGGUAGACGAUAAGUAUCAAUAUGCUUGUGAAUUAAAAGAUCUUCGAGUCCAUGGAUGGAUUUGUAAGGAUCCUAGCGUGGGAUUUUGGCAAAUUACACCAAGUAAUGAGUUUAGAGUUGGUGGUCCUAUUAAACCCGAGUUGAAUUCUCAUGUUGGACCCACGACUCUUGCAGUAUUUGCAAGUACUCAUUAUGGUGGAAGCGAUAUGGUGAUCAAAUUUUCUCAAGGGGAGUCGUGGAAGAAAGUCUUUGGCCCCAUUUUUAUAUAUCUCAAUACUGUUUCCGAUGAGGAAGACCCUCUUACGCUUUGGGAUGAUGCCAAAAACCAGAUGUCUAUUGAAGUGGAGCUCUGGCCAUAUGACUUUCCCGCUUCUGCUGACUUCCAAUAUGCUGAUCAACGGGGUGUCGUUAGCGGUAGGUUACUUGUCCAAGAUAGGCUCAUUUCUGGCGACGAUUGCAUAUCAGCAAAGGGUGCUUACAUCGGGUUAGCACCACCAGGGGAAGCGGGAUCAUGGCAAAGAGAAUGCAAGAAAUAUCAAUUUUGGACCGAAGCAAAUGAGGAUGGCUAUUUUGAAAUACCAAACAUAAUCACUGGUGAAUAUAAUCUAUACGCUUGGGUCCCCGGAUUUAUUGGUGAUUAUACAAAUUCAACCAUCAUCAAUAUUACUUCAGGUGUUAAUAUUUACAUGGGUGAUCUUGUAUACGAGCCCCCAAGAGAUGGUCCGACUCUAUGGGAGAUAGGAUUUCCAGAUCGCUCAGCAGCUGAGUUUUACAUCCCUGAACCUGACCCGAUAUAUGCCAACAAUUUUCUUACUAGUGAUCCUAACAGGUUUAGACAGUAUGGAUUGUGGGACAGAUAUUCAGAUUUGUAUCCCGAUGAAGAUUUAGUAUACACGGUUGGAGAGAGCAAUUAUACCAAUGAUUUCUUCUUUGCUCAUGUUCUCAGGAAAACAUACAAUGACACUUAUGAGAAGACAACAUGGACGAUCAAGUUUAACCUUGACAAUGUCAAUGAAAGUGAAGCAUAUAUACUUAGAGUGGCACUUGCUUCCGCACAUCAAUCUAAUUUGCAGGUACGUAUUAAUGAUUUGAACAAAGAUCCUGUGUUUUCAACCGGGAAAAUUGGUGGAGACAAUGCAAUUGCAAGGCAUGGAAUACAUGGUGUAUAUUGGUUGUUCAACAUUAAAAUACCAUGCAACUAUUUUUACACUUGUGGAGAAAAUUUAAUCUACUUAACGCAAGCAAACAAUCAAAGUCGUUUUCAAGGAGUAAUGUACGACUACAUCCGUUUAGAAGCUCUUCCGACUUCCAUUGUUAAAAAAAAUUGAUAACUAUACAAAAUGCCAUUUUAAACAAAUAUAUAUAUUUGCACUCACAAAUAAUGCAUUAUAUUCUUUACUGCUUUGGCUUUGUAAAUGCUACAACGUCUUGGAGUCGGUCAUUAGCUCCCAAGAAGACUAAAAGGAGGGACAGGGUUUUUGAAACAAUUUUCUGCAUAUUAUCCAAAGUAAGGCAUACAAAAUUAAAUAAUCAAGAAUGGAAUAAAAGUAACCCACUACUUCUAACUUCUAUAUAUGAGUGAAAUUACUGAAAAGAAUGAACAAUUUACUAUCGCGAAAAAAAAAAAGGAAAACAUGAGUUUGACCAUAUCAAUCCCUUGAUGAAACUUCGUGGUUUAUUUGUGGCGGUUCGACUUAGGCUUCGGCUAGUUUAUUAACCUUGCAGUUGCAGGUGGACGUCUCUCUCUUUUGGGCCUCACUAUAGGUUGCCAUGUUGGGCUCAUGGCGAAAGGUACAAUUCCCAUUGCUCAUUGGAUAACGGUCUUGUCCUCAAUGGUGGAGUCAGCACUAGACUAUUAGUCCCUCCUAAGGAAAUUUGGAUAAUGAUUUCUAGUUCGAGUAUUAAUCUAAUAUAGAUAGGCCCAUUUAAACAUUAAAGAAAUAAUUAUAAAGCCCACAUGGCGUAUGUUAUUAAAGCAAACAUGUGUUGAUACAUGAAAAGUGAUCCUUUAGCAAUCUAAGGUGAAGUUUGUACGAGGCGAGAAAGUUCCGAAGUGGAGACCAUUUUGAAGUGAAGAUUAGUCUGAGAUGCAUCUUUUGUUGAAGUUAUUCUGAGUUUGUAAUAUGCAUUUAUUGUUACAAGUACUAUUUUUUAUUGUUCCUUUUGUCUAUUCGUAUAGUACAAGAGACAAGACCAUCAACAAUGGUUGUGUCAGUCUGUUGAUCUUCAGAUGUCUCCUAGUUCAUGCACUUUAUCAGAUUUGUCAUGUAGUCACUCCUCUGACUAUUUAAGGAGUAGUCACCUUUGUAUCGUGUGUGGAACAUACACCUUUCGCAU
This is a messenger RNA of Lactuca virosa, 3070 nucleotides long. NCBI's taxonomy places the organism in Eukaryota, Viridiplantae, Streptophyta, Magnoliopsida, Asterales, Asteraceae. The record is from the annotation of a GenBank genome assembly.